Cololabis saira (Pacific saury) is the source of this 921-nucleotide messenger RNA. Its product is annotated as serine/arginine repetitive matrix protein 2-like. The record is from RefSeq and is a predicted model, not a curated record. Gene Ontology annotation, cellular component: extracellular region. The transcript is spliced from 5 exons. The coding region runs from base 114 to 686 and encodes 190 amino acids. Lineage: Eukaryota; Metazoa; Chordata; Actinopteri; Beloniformes; Belonidae. Gene Ontology annotation, molecular function: chemokine activity. Gene Ontology annotation, biological process: immune response.
GUUCCUCCAGCUGCUGCUCUAAACUCUGCAGGUUUUCACUCCUCCGUCCGUCAUCCUGCACUCCAGCUUCCUCUCUAAACUCUGAAGCUUUUCUACUUUCUACACCAGAGAAGAUGACUUUCUCAGGAAGGAACGGUGUUUUCCUGCUGGUUGUUCUGGCUGCAGUCUGCGUCCAGCUCCACCACGCGCAGCACUUCAUCGGACGCUGCUUGUGUCCCCAGCCGGCCAAAGUGGCCCAAGGAAACAUGUCGGACUUCCAGGUCGUGGAGAAACGGCCCGGAUGUGACAGAACCGAGCUGAUAAUCACCUUGAGCGGCCCGGGAAACUCCAGCGAGAAGAAAUGCAUCGACACUCGCACGAGGAUGGCCCAAGCUUUUCUGAAGUGCUGGGAACGGAUAAACAGAGACGACGGCCGGAAGAUCGAGUGUCUGAACAGGAAGAGGAGAGCAGACGACCGGGACCAGAACCGGACCAGAACCGAGCCUCCGACCCGGACCAGAACCGAGCCUCCGACCCGGACCAGAACCGAGCCUCCGACCCGGACCAGAACCGAGCCUCCGACCCGGACCGAGUCUCCGACCCGGACCAGAACCGAGCCUCCGACCAGAACCGAGUCUCCGACCCGGACCAGAACCGAGCCUCCGACCAGAACCGAGCCUCCGACCCGGCCUCUGAGGAGUGAAUGAGCCGGGUUCCUGGGGGAUCGGCCUCCGACCCAGACCCGGACCGGGACCCGGACCCGGACCCGGCAGGACUCGGUCCAGGUCCGUCCUGAGUGGCGUCAGGGACGUGAGCAGCAGAACCUUUAAAUCCUUCUCUGGCUUCAUAAUAUUUAUGCUGAUUUUAUUUAUUUAAAUCAUUUUUAUAUCUUUUACUAUUUUUCUACAAACAUUGAAGAAAAUAAAUUGAGUUUUGAUACAA